Molecule: messenger RNA, 2159 nt
Organism: Drosophila albomicans
Lineage: Eukaryota; Metazoa; Arthropoda; Insecta; Diptera; Drosophilidae
Exons: 1
Coding region: 283-1674 (463 amino acids)
Source: RefSeq, a predicted model, not a curated record
AAGUUACCGCUAAAUCGUCUAUACCUAACCGACGACAACGACUUUGCACCUCUAGACAAGCAACGCAACGCAGCGGAAUCAACUCGGGAACGGGAACUUAACUCGGCGGCGGGACGGCAAUUUCCUGCUUUGGCGGCAGCCCAGGCCAAAUAUACCGGACAGCUAAACAAUAGCCAUAGUGUAGAGCUCUCGGAAUUUGAUUUUUCACCCGGCAAGGAUCUCAUCUCGUUGCCACUGGUCCGCACAAGCACCCAAGCGGAUCAACCGGAUCUCAUCAAGAAGAUGCCGCUGCACUCGAUCACCGAGAAACCCAAUGAGCGUUGUCCUUCGCCCGUGGUGCCGGCCUAUGCCAACUUUGAGCUGGCCAAGCGCAUGCAUCAGGACAAUCUCGAUCAUCAGCCGCUGCCCGAUUGUGUCGCAGACUUGGCGUUCCGCAAAGCCCAAAUCAGUGGCGGCCACGGCGGCCUCUCACUCGAAAUCGAUCCGAUUGCAACGGGCGUCGGCGUUAAGACGCACAACGCGGGACCGACGCACUGCACGAAGAUGAAGGUCUUUCGACCCAAGACCGGUGGCGGUGUGCUGCCCAAAGCUUUCGCUGGUGGCGACAAUUUUCGCGGCAUUGGCUCGGCGCCCACCAAAAAAAUGGGCGCCAUGGAUUUGGCUAUUGGCUGGGACUUUAAGCCGGCAAAUCCCGCCGACGAACCGCGUCUGGCCCGACACAUUGAUGGCUCGAACGAUUCAGCGGGCCCCGCAGUCUUUACCUGUGUGAAAACGCCUCGCGAUGAUCCACCGAAUGCGGAGCUGGGACGUUCAGCGGGUGUUUUUACCAGCACCCUCGGCGAACCCGACUUUUUCGACAAGGACAUUUUGCGGCGCAAGACGGACUUUGCCGGCCGCACCCUGGAGCGGGACAACGACUGUGCCUGCGACUACUCGCCGCCAGCGAUGCGUGCGCGCAGCGUCUCCCGUGAGUCCAGCGCCUCGCACUGUCGUCGGGCUCCAACGUUGCUGGGCGGGGAUCGCAAUGGCAUAGGCGGGGGCGGGGGCGGCGGCGUAAGCUUCGGUUUGCCCAGCAACCGGCUGGCGAAGCAGUAUCAAUCGACGCCCAUGCUGGGCGACAAGGCAUAUCAGGCGCUGCGCGAAAAGUAUCUGGGACCCGAUGACAACUGUCACACUGAGUCGGCGCUCGGCUGUCAUCUUGGCUCGGCCACGGGACCAUCGUGCAAGCGGGAUCAGCUGCUGCGACGUCCGGCGCGUCGCCUCUGCCACAAGGUGGCGCCAGCACCCAAAUGCUGUCCCUCGGCACAUGGUCACGGCCAUGGUCAUGGGCAUGGACAUGGACAUGGACAUGGUCACUUUCUGAGCAGCAAAGCGGCCUUUCGAGCCGGUGUUCCCAAGUUGAAUGCCAGCGGUGACUUUGUGGGCAUCGCACCCGAUUGUGGCGUCGGCGGUGGGGGAGCCGCUGGGCGUGUCUUGGUUGUGCCACGACCUCGUCAACCGUAUGCCAAGAAGAACUAUGACAUUGAUACGCUGGUGCCACCAUUUCGUAGCCAAGGCGGCGGCGCCGGUCAAGGCGGCUAUCCCGAGCACUGGCGUCUCGCCAGCGUCUAUCAGCAUGCCUACAAGCCCAUCGAUCAGCGACGCCGUCCCCUGCUCCAGACGGUCUACAAGUAGACGCUAAGAGUGGAAGGAACAUAGCAAAAGUUUUCCACGUAGUACUUGCUAUUCUAUGAAUACUAUAGCGAUAUCCCAAAUCUAGUCUAUAAGAUCUGAGAAAAGAACCAAUGCAACUAAAUGGAGGCCUUCAAAAUCCGAAUUCAUUCCAAUUAUAUCGAAAGAGCUUCUAAUAUAUGUAUCUUCAAAUUUAGUAAUCAAAAUUUGAAUACCAUUUAAGGUCCUGUCCAUGAAACUCUUCCAACUCACAAUUCGGUGGAUGAUUUCGGAAAUGUUUUAGUGUUUAAGCAAAUGCAACUGAAAAUAAUUGUUAAUCAACAAACUUACAGAUCAGAUUGAUUAAAUUUGUCCGCUAAAUGAUCUCCAACAAAUUUUUAUUAAAUUAAGAACUGUAGUCCAUUUUUUUUUUGUUGUUGUUAAUCAAACCACUUUAUAGAGAAUGUAAGUUACAAAAAUAUAUAUAACAAUAUAUGUAUAUCUGAUAA